UGUUACUCAGGUUGACCUGUUUCUAACACUGUGCAGUGAACAGUGACAACACUGGAAGGCGCAGGCCAUCAGCAAUGGAGACUCUCGUGAAUGCUUAUAGCGACAUGGACACAUCACAGAAAGUGCUGCAUGCUGUCGGAGGUGUUUUUGUAGCUGUGGUGUCAGUCGUCGCUAUCAGGAAACUAUUUCACAAAGAGGCAAAGAAGGACUAUCCUCGCGAUACGGUGAUCCAUCAUCAGAUCGGUAGAGGUCCCUAUGCCCCAAGCAUGACGCCAUUUGCUGUGAAGCUGGAGACCUACCUCCGGAUGGCCAGGAUACCCUACCAGAACGUCCAUGGGAUGCAGAUGUCAUCAAAGAGCAAACUCACUUGGAUUGAGUAUAAUGGACAGGCAGUAGCGGACUCUACACUGUGCAUUGAAUUCCUCAACAAGAAGCUGGGGGUGGACCUCAACAGGAACCUGAGUCCUGCUGACAGAGGAGUAGCUCAGGCAUUGCAGGUUAUGGCGGAGGAACACAUGUACUGGUUCCUUGUCCUCUUCCGAUGGGUAUAUGACAACGACAAAUCUCUGUUAAUGAAGACACUUAAACUCGGGACGUUCCUCCUUUGGCUAAUUCGACGAAAUAUUAAGAAGCAAACAUGGAAUCAGGGCUUGGGCCGACACACAGAAGGGGAGGUAACUGAGAUGUUUAAGAAGGAUCUGCAGUCCCUGUCAGACUUCAUAGGGACCAAGAAGUUCCUGAUGGGGGACGAGCCCUGUGAGACGGACUGUGCCGUGUUCGGUAUGCUGUCACAGGUUUACUGGCAUUUCACGGGCACUGGACACGAGAACAUUAUCAAGGACAAAUACCCCAACUUGGCCGUCUACUGUGAACGUAUGAAGGAAAUGUUCUGGCCCGACUGGGACCAGUGCAUCACACACUGUGGAACAAGGGAGGCAACCAAGUAGUACCUGCGGAUUUCAUGUAUUUCCAAGGACAUAUAACUGUUCAGAUGGCGUAAUACACAUUUAAACGGCUGUGUCCAAAGUAUUUGUUUCAGACGUCACUCACAAAUGUUAUCAACUCGAUCAAUAAUCCAGUUGACUUGAACUGAACUUCGUCCCUUUAGUAGUUAAUAGCCCAGUUGCACAGAACUAUCUUGAUAUUUAGAAAUAGUUUUCUCUCUACCCCUGUAUCGUGAAACAAAGCACAGUUGGAUCUUUGCUGUAAUUAAGUUUAGAUAUACUUUAGAAACCCUACCUCAAAGAUCUGUCUUUUAGAUGAGACAUCUUGCUUGAUAACAGAGAAAAAAAGAUUUCGCGGAGGAUACGUUAGAUCACGGGGAGGUAAUUGGAACAGCUCGAUGACGUAAGGUCAAGCUAUCCUACUCAUCAGUAAUGUGAGAACUGUUGUCACGAAGGAUGCGUCAGCUCAACAUAUAACUUAUAAAGUCUACUUUGUAACGCGUAAAGUACAGUCAGAGCCUUUGAUAUUUUACGAGUAUCUUAAAAAAUCAUUCACUAUUAUUAUAACUAUACUUUCGCAGAUCUACUAUUGGUUGGAACCAGCAAGUCUUCAGUAAGUUUACAAUGUAUAAACCAUAUAGUUUACCCCAAAUAUUCCUCUUACAGAUUCUGCACCAUUUAUUGUGUUGGCUAACACUAGUCCCUGAAAUGAAAUAUUUUACAGAAAAAAAAACAGUUCAUAGUAAAAAUAUAUAACAUAAAAUAUACUGAAAAGAAGCCCAGAGACUUUCUUCAUUUUCAGCCUGAAACUGUAAAUCUAGAUUUGCCACAUUUUCUAGACUUGCAUGGGCUUUCUUGGAUAUAUUUGUUUCCGGGUCUGUAUAACAGAUUAGAUAUUGUGCUUACCAGAAGGAUAUUCUGUCGUUUCAAGCAUUUCAUUUUUUGGCGUUUCGUGUGAUAUGUUGUUUCGCUUUUAGUUGAUUUAUAACCCAUGUAUAUUUGAUAAAAUGGUUUAUCCCAGAUAUUCGUUCUUGCGGAUUCGGCACAAUGUGAUAUCGAUAUUGUGUUUACCAGAAGGACAUUCAGUCACUUCAUGCAUUUCAGUAUGGCCGUUAUAGGUGGUUGUGAUAGGUUGUUUCGCUUUUAGGCUGUUGGAAUUACUCUUGAAAGUAACAUUCCUUAACAUACACAGCGAUGUUUUCCUUUGGAGACCACAACGAUCUUGGUAUAUGACUGACUGAGUUUCGUUUUUACGCCGCUUUUAGCAAUAUUCCAGCAACAUCACGGCGGGGGACACCAGAAAUGGGUUUCACACAUUGUACCUAUGUGGGGAUUCGAACCCGGGUCUUCGGCGUGACGAGCCAACGCUUUAACCACUAGGCUACCCCACCGCCCCUCUUGGUAUAUGAAUUAGAGUGAAUGAGUGAAACGCUCGUUAGAACGGUAUUUCAGCUAUGCCGGCCUGUGAUACCCUGGCCUACAGUUGAAGAGAGCCUACCUCAUUUACGAAAACAACCAGUUGGAAAUUGUGAUUAAUGACCCCAGGAAAUAUUAUCAGGUAAACAUGAAAUUCGAACUCUGGCUCACAUCAGUGUCCUAUUCGUGUCCAACUGUUAAAUGGGAUAAUGAUAAAAAAAAUUGAUAAACCAUGUUCACUAACUUACAGCAGUUGGGUAGCCUAGUGGAUAAAGCGUUCGCUCGUCACGCUGAUGACCCGGGUUCGAUUCCCCACAUGAGUACAAUGGUUGACGCCCAUGCCUGGUGUCCCCCACCGUGAUAUUGUUGGAAUUUUGCUAAAAGUGGCAUAAAACUAAACUCACUCACUCACUGCAGUGCUUGCAUUGCAUUGCAUUGCAUUGCAUUGCAUUGCAUAGACUGUUUGUCAAAGACAGAGUAUAAUAUAUUUCAAAUACAAUGCUUUGAUUUU
Messenger RNA from Haliotis rubra (blacklip abalone), 2871 nucleotides. RefSeq names its product failed axon connections homolog. Lineage: Eukaryota; Metazoa; Mollusca; Gastropoda; Lepetellida; Haliotidae. Bases 75 to 947 code for a protein of 290 amino acids. The transcript is spliced from 6 exons. The record is from RefSeq and is a predicted model, not a curated record. Gene Ontology annotation, cellular component: cytoplasm.